Messenger RNA from Pectinophora gossypiella (pink bollworm), 954 nucleotides. RefSeq names its product transmembrane protein 11-A, mitochondrial (gene Pmi). Bases 41 to 565 code for a protein of 174 amino acids. The record is from RefSeq and is a predicted model, not a curated record. NCBI's taxonomy places the organism in Eukaryota, Metazoa, Arthropoda, Insecta, Lepidoptera, Gelechiidae. Gene Ontology annotation, cellular component: mitochondrial inner membrane. Gene Ontology annotation, biological process: inner mitochondrial membrane organization. The transcript has 3 exons.
UUCAAAUAAGAAGAAAAUAAAAUAAUUGUCUAUAGUUAAGAUGGCGGGUGAUGAAAGUGACAGCGAUCUCAAACCAUCCAGUGUUGCGAUCAUCAGAGAAGUUUACGACAGUGAAAAUGCUCAUAUUAAAUUUGAAAUGGAAUUGGAAAGAGCACUUGAGGCCGGCGUGAGUGUUAUAGUAAUAGAACCAGAGCCCCUCGGAGAAGAGACUGCUCGGUGGAUUUACGUAGGAAACCUCUUGCAUAAAGUUUCCGUCUAUAGUGGACUGUGCAGCAUCGCUUCAGGCUUAACUUGGAGUUCUUUAGCAUGUACACCAUUUGGUGUGGUAUCAGUCCUAUGUGCAGGCUGCUACACCUUGUCCUGGCAGUGGGACCCUUGCUGUAAAUAUCAAGAGGAGAAAGACAGACGGCAUUUAGCAACACUUCCAGUACUCAGUGACCUCACAUCUGCUUCCCCUGUUGUACUCAUUCGUAAAGAUAAUAGAAGAAAAAUUAUAUUACAUAACACAGUGUCCAUAGCUGCAGCUGCCAUUUGCUUAUGGAGACUAUAUCAAACAUUCAAAUGAUUGUAGUUUUCACAAAGCAAAUAUUAUGCCAUUAUGCUUAAAUUAGGAUCAAGUAGAUUCUCAGUUGUGAAAAAGGGUAAACUUAGAAUGAACUAACAUUUAGUGCUCACUAAUGCAUUGUUCUGGUAUCAGGAGUUUAAUACCAUAUAAUUAUUUGUUGUAGGAUGCAGUCAUUGUAAAAAUUGUUAAUUAUAUAUAUUAUUGGUAGUUAACUAGAUAGACAAGCCUGUACAAAAGAUAAUUUUCUUUAUAUUAUAAGGAUGCUUUUAGUUAAUUGAGUGUGAUAACAACUUGUUAAAGAUUCUGUUACAUGAGUAGUGACAGGGAUCAUUGAAUUAUACAUUAAACUGUUGUCAUGCAAUAAAUAAAAUGUAAUACCUAGAAAAUAA